Messenger RNA from Hibiscus syriacus, 979 nucleotides. Its product is annotated as U1 small nuclear ribonucleoprotein 70 kDa-like. The transcript has 2 exons. The record is from RefSeq and is a predicted model, not a curated record. Lineage: Eukaryota; Viridiplantae; Streptophyta; Magnoliopsida; Malvales; Malvaceae. Bases 161 to 814 code for a protein of 217 amino acids.
UAGAGGUGAUGAUGACAGUCAUUAUGCUAGAGGUAGUCGUCGAUAUCAAGAAGAAAAGGACUUUGCAUCUUCUGAGGCCAAGAAUGAUGAUAGAAGAGGAAGAACCCUAAAUGAGGGUGAUAGAUUAGAGAGAUUGCAGAAAUCAGAAAACAAUAGGGAAAUGUUGAAGGGCAAGAGGAAGUUCGAUGAUGAAUACCAUGACGAGCAGCCUGAAUCAAAGUCAAGAAGUCGAAACUUAGGAAGGGACAUGGAGCAAAAAAGGGAUAACCAGAAGGAUAUCAAGUUCCAUUCUGAAUCAAUUCCCAAAGAUUAUGGGGAGAAAGAUGAUUUGAAUAGCUAUGAAUAUUCUAGGUGGGGGGAAGAUGACCAGAAUAAGGAUGAAUACUCUAGAUGGGGAAAAGUGGAUCGGAAGAGGGAUGAAUAUUCUAGGUGGGAGAGAGAUGAUCGAAAGAGGGAUAAUUAUUCUAGGUCAGUUAGGACUGGAGGAGAGCUUGACGGUGAGAGUGGUAGACAGGAUGGCAGACUUCAGAGCAGGAUCAGCAAACCAGAUGAUGGAUCUAAGAGAGAUAAUCGGGAUUAUGAGGACCAGAGAGGUGGACGAAGGCAUGGCAAGGAUGAAGAGGAACCCCGAGGGAGAGAACAAGAAAGAGAUGACCCGGACCAUAAAUAUAGAAGUCGUGGAAAGGAUGAGGAUGAGAACCAUGGAAGCCGUAGGUACAGGGCAGACGAUCGAGAAAAUAAAGGUAAUGUGCGGGAGGCAUAUGAUGAUGCUCGGUCUAGUGAGAGGAGAUCACGUAGAGAUGACCGACGCUGAUGUGAAAGCAUACUCGGUUUGAAAGUACAGCUUGAAAUGGUAUUAUGAAGGCAAGUUCCCCUCUCUAUCAGGGUUUAAAUUUGAACUAUGUUUUGUGUGUUUUUGGUUUCCCUUUGGUUCUCUGGAUUUUAGAAUUUUACCAUAUGCCCCACUAAUGAAGAACUG